Hemiscyllium ocellatum (epaulette shark) is the source of this 6770-nucleotide messenger RNA. RefSeq names its product cytosolic 5'-nucleotidase 1A-like. Gene Ontology annotation, molecular function: nucleotide binding; magnesium ion binding; 5'-nucleotidase activity. The record is from RefSeq and is a predicted model, not a curated record. Gene Ontology annotation, biological process: adenosine metabolic process; nucleotide metabolic process. Gene Ontology annotation, cellular component: cytosol; cytoplasm. The coding region runs from base 253 to 1203 and encodes 316 amino acids. The transcript has 7 exons. NCBI's taxonomy places the organism in Eukaryota, Metazoa, Chordata, Chondrichthyes, Orectolobiformes, Hemiscylliidae.
AUGGUCACUCAGGGGAGACUCUGUCCAUCAGGGCCCUCGGGAACCUCAAUGGGGCCGUCACUGCAUUAACUUCCUCUCUUUAAAAAGGGACUUCCUAUGUCCUGAAGUCGUUCAGGCGACGGUCUUGUGGUUCAAAUCGCUUCUGAAAGUGUGGAAUGUAAAUCCAAACCGACUGGAGGGGACACCACUUGAGAAUCAGCCUGAUGGUGUUUUCUGAUUUAGGCAACAAAAAGAUUUGACUGUGUACUGAAGAUGGAGAGCACAUUUGAAGUUAUCCUAAAUACUCAGUUGAAACAGAAAGACCCAAAAGAGGCCAUAUCAAUUGCCAUCUCAGCCCGGGCUCUCUUUGAUAUGGAAGAAGAGCAUGAAUUGUUCUUGACAGAAGGAGAAGAAGAGUUUGUAAGCCAUCAAAUCACCAAUGAAAACAUACCACUACAGGAGGGCAUUGUUGCUCCAUUUGUCAAGGCGAUUCAAAUGGUAAAUAACAAGUUAUUGGCGAGAGAUCCAGAAGAAAAGCAACUCUUUGAAAUUAUACUUCUGUCAACUCACAGUGCUGAAGGUGGAGUGCGGAUCAUUAAUAGUGUAAAUCAUUAUGGUUUGGAGAUUAGCAAAUUUUGCUUUCUGGGGGGAAAAGAUCCUGCAAAGUACCUACAUUCAGAAGAUGUGAAGCUAUUCCUUUCAGCAUGUGAAACAUCAGUGUGCAAUGCACUAAAGAAAGAUAUUCCUGCAGCUCUUGUAAUACAGCAAAAGAGUCAGAUAAAAGAAAGUCAACUUAAGGUGGCAUUUGAUGGGGAUUCAGUGUUGUUCUCAGGUGAGACUGAUACUGUAUUCCAUGAGAAAGGUCUGGACGAGGUAAUCAAGUACGAGAAGGACAUGGAGCAUGUUCCUAUUGGAGAGGGCCCCAUGAAGAAAUUUGCUAUGAUUCUUGGAGAGAUGAAGAAGAAGUUUAGUCCAGAGAAUGAUCCGAUCUGCACGUAUCUGGUGACGGCAAGAAGUGGCAACAAGCUGGGUAUCCGAGCCAUUAAAACUCUGCGUAGCUGGGGACUCAAGAUAGAUGAAGCUUUCUUUAUGGCAGGGAGUCCAAAAGGUCCACUUUUAGCCCACAUCCAACCUCACAUUUUCUUUGAUGAUAAUGCACGUAAUAUCAAAGGAGCACGUGAAUAUGGAAUUCCAGCAGCCUUUGUGCCAUGUGGCUGUGAAUAGUUUGAUAUAAUACUUUCCUUUUCAUAGGCAGUGGCAGUGGUAUGGGCUAGCAUUAUAGGAUAGCUUUUUUGAUUUCUUACUGUAAAGGUAGAGCCUUGCUAGCCAGUCUUGUCACAGCCUGUGAUGCAGGAUAAGAAGUAUUGGUUGAAUGGGAACCAGAAUGCAGAAAUGUCGAUGAGCUCUAUAUGCACAAAUUGCUAAUAUGCACUUACAACAGUUGAGGAUUAUCAGAAAAGGCGCACAUUUGAAAACUUUACCUUUGUAUAUUAAAGCCUUCAAUCCCAAUACAAAUUAAUUUCACUUGCUGAAGAGCUCUAGUAAAAAAAAUUUAACUCUUUGUUUCAUUCCAGCACUUGCAACUUUCACAUUGUGAUCACACAAUUCUUAAAAAUCUAAUUUUAAAAAGAAAUCAAAUGCUGUCAUCAGAAAGUUACUGUCCUCAGUGAUACAAUUAAAUGCAGCGAUUUAACAUAUUGAAGAUGGUGAUUUUCAACAUUGGUUAUGAACUGUUUUUGUUUAACCUUGAGGCUUUUUUAUCCAUUUAGGUUUUCUGGAAUUCAACUAGUUUGUCUCAAGUUUUCCUAAAUUUAGGAGCUGUAUACAGUUGCACCAAGGUGGAUAGAAAGAGAACCUAACUCCCUAGUCUGAAGCUUGGUGUCAAAUUCUUGAUCGUCUGGCAAAAGUGUUGUUUGUAAUUCUGGAAAUUUUGGGAAGUAUUUUAAAUGGCAGCCCAUUAAAAUAUUAAUCAAAUUUCAAGGGCAUUUUAAUUCCAUACACUGUGGCAGAGCAUUGGUUAAAAUUGAGAAGCACAUUUUUGAGCUUUAAUCUCACACUUUAAAGUGUUUUAAUGUUGGGUGUUUGCAUGCUUCAUUAUAAUAUGGUAAUCAGGGUCCUAGGACUAUGAGGUGAUUUUAAAAAUUUCCUGGCCAGACCAAUGAAAUUUGUCCAGGCCUGGUGAAGGCCCUCAAAAAGGAAGUAAGGUAUUUUUCUUGUGGGGCCAAGAUAAGCAGCAAUCUUCCCAAACUCCUCUGACCAGCUCCCCUGUGUUACAGGAAAGCAACCGACCACUAAGAUCUUAAGUUCUUCCAGGCCUUCCAUGGAGACACAUUACUCCUCCAAUUCUGAUUUUCCACAGUAAGUUAAAGGCCACACACUUCAAUGCAGAUAUUUAUCAAUAAGCCAGCACAAAGGGAAGAGAACCCACUGCUGGAAAUGUGCUCCAGUGCGGAGUUUUCUUUUAAAUAGAGUGACAGUUGCUUAUACAUGGAACAGUUCCUCCUCUGUAGAACCCUGUAUAUUCUCCAAUUUGCCAAUAAACAUUAAAGCUGGAGAGUCUGGUGAGCAGUACUACAUGUGAAAUUCUAUGAAGUUUGCAGUUAUGCUAACACAAAGAUUGUGCAGUGGUUUGGUUACAGGAAGGAACCCAGGCUUUGGUUUACACCAUCCUACUGUAUGUGAUUAACUGUUGCACUGCUCGAUUACAGGUUGCACAGGCCUCUGUAAUGGAGAAUAUUUUAAAAGCUCAACUGUAUUAGUCUAAGAUGAUACAUGGAACUGUCAUUAUUGCUCCUUUACAUGCUCUGGUUGUUUCUAUGUCAAUCAUGUGAUAGUAUAGUUUUAUAUAUUAUAAUUCUGAAGCUGUACAGAGUUCUUUUGGGUUUCAGUUGUACUCACUUUAUGUUUAUAAUGCUGACAACCUGUGUCUAAUUUAGGGAUAGGUGUUACUGAUACUUGAUAGCAAUAUAAUGCCUUUGUGAUCUCUUAAGAUGUACAGAAUACAAAUUGGGCUGGCAAUAGAAAUUGGAGCUAAAUUGUUACAUUUAGGAAAUGAGCUAAAUGAGCUCAACCCACAGGCUACUUGCAUAUCGACUGCAUGUAUCUGUAGAGAGGCUAGAUUAGACAUACAGCUUACCCUUCUAUUAAUAGGUUCCAUGUAGGCUUUGUGAAAAUAAGUAUCUGAAUAUGAAAUGUGCCUUAUUCUGUAUCUUCAUGUAUUGUAGAUCUGUUUAGUGUUUAUAUCCUACUUUUAUAUAUUUACAGAUUCUUCCCCUCACAUGAUAGUUCAUGAGUUUGUGCUCUAUAGGCAAAACUGAAUGGAUCGCUCAAGUGAUAUGGUUGAUCUCUGUUCUGUGUUGAAUUAGGUAAUCUAGACUGGCGAGAAAUGAAGAUGCUACAGUUUGCCAUAAUAUACCUAGAUUAGGGAGGAAGAUGUUGGCUUGGGUUUUUCCCAAUCACUAUCUGGUAAUUCUUCCAGAGAGUACAUUGGCAUUAAAAGUCAAGCGAAGAUGAUCUGAGUACUAGUUAUAUUUCUGUCCCCAUGAUGAACGACUUAGCAUGUAUUGAUAGGUUUGCAUAUGGAGAGUGAUUUGUUUCACGCUCAGAAGAUGGUUGUUUUCAUGCAAUCAUAUGUCAGAAGGACGCAAAACAUUUUUGACAGAGAAGGGAGCAGUGAAUAUCAAUCAACCAUCAUAAAUAGCAACAUUUCAUUAUUGUAGCAACUGUUGUCAAUGAGGAACUGAACUAUCAGAGUAUGUCCAAAAAUGCAAUUAAAUAUUACAAAAUUUCAAGUUCAAGUUUCAGAGUGAAUUCUCAACAAUAUCAUCACAUAUUUUCCUUGCUGAAUGAUUGUAACUAUUUGUGUUAGAGAAAAGACUAGUGAAUUGAAAUUGAUAAAUUAUUUUAAGAUAAAACCAAAGAGGUUUUUUGUGUUUUCUUUAGUAUAUGAAGGAUUUUAAGACUCCACAGAGUCCUGUCUACAUGGUGGUAUCUUGCAAGUUCAUGUCUUGAGAGACUUUGUAUUAUUAUUUAUGCAGGUUGAUGCAAUUGGUCUUAGAAUUCUCAAUUCAUGUGGCAGAAGGAGGGAUGGUUGCAUAUUAAAAAAAAAAGGCAUUUUCUGUUUUACAGAAAUUGAUGAAGGUUAUAUUGUCACUAAGAGAUAAAGAAGGAUGAUUGUCUCACUUUUUAAGCAUGUAACUGUCACAUUUCAAUUAAGCUUUGUUAGGAGGGGCAACUCCAAGGUUUUCUUGAGUGGAAGAGAGUGGAGUUUAUCAUCUUUAAACCUAAGGAAAAUAGGAAAAUGCAGCAUUAAACACACAAACACAGGUAAUAAACUUAAAAAGAUGAGGGAGGUGGCUGUGCAGACGGAAAAAUAAAGGUAGUUGCAGUUAAAAGUGUUUAAUGUCCUUGAGCUGAGAGUGAAACCCGAGUCCUGGUUGCUUAGCUAUUGUCCUGUUCUCUUAGAAAUGGCACAGUUUGCAGAUUUGAUUUCUCAGUGACUUGAGUUUUUUCUAAGUUACCUUUUCAUUGGCUCUAAUUUCUGAGAUGAAAAGGGAGAGCAAAUUUUGAUAUCCUUGCAGUUAUCAGUGCAUGUUGCUUUUAUUCUGUUUUGUUGCUCAAAGGCUGUUAUUGAUAUACCUGUUCCUUUGCAGAUUCUGAUUUCUGUGUCAUUGUUAAGCUGGAUAGCUAUGGGCAACAUUUUAUCACUCAGUAUGUGCAGUUAUCCAGCAAGUGUGUGUAAAACAAGAAAUGUGAAUUUUAUGAUGCCUCGCUGAGUUUCAGUGUCUCUCAGCUACAAUUGUAUUUCCAACGUGGCUGGCUUUAUAUAUUUCAUACGGGUUGCCUGGGCUUGUCAGGUGAUCAAAGCAGCCAAUUAUGUCUGUCAAUUUUUUUACAACCAUUUUAAUCCAUAAAUGUCCAUGGUAUUAAAGUCAAAUAGUAAAAGUUGAAUGUUGAUAGUCCAUUUUCAUUAUGUUAGUAACAAUUUCCACAAGCUGCAACAAACUUUUCCAACUUCUAACUUUAAGGUUAUGGAGUAACAAAAUGGAGAUACGAUUAAUAACUUUUCUAUUUUCCUACUGUUCCGACUUCCUUUCUCGAGAUAUUAAACCUGGGCAUUUUGUUCACUGUCAGACCUUGCUGUAAUUUUAAAAUUAUGAAUUGCUUAAGCAUAUUACUAAUGAACAUUUUAAGUUUAAACAAAAUAGCACAAAAAAUACAGACUGCAAUAUAGCUUGUUGUUUGUGGACUAAAAGAUGUCAUAUGAAUCUUGCAUUUGAAACACUAUUACAAGACCAUAACAUACAAUAGGUUAGAUGAUGUAAGCUCAAAGCCAAAGUGCCAACUAAGCUAGAUAAUCUAGAUUUAGUUCAGCAAAAUAAUUGUGCACUUAAAUCUACAGUCAUGAGGGCUGUAUAUUUAAUAAGGUUGAGAUUGUACUGUUGCUAUCAAUAUUCGUAAGUUUUCAUCUUGAGGGAAAAUAAGUUGUGUAAAUAUGAGGAAUAGAGUUCUUGUACGAUAGUACACCUUGUAUAUUUGGAGAAUAGUGUUCUGGCAGAAAAUAACACACCCUUGUGUGCAAUAUUACCCUUUCAUAUGUGUAGAGUAAUAGCAAGCUCUAUACAUAUGACAGGGUAAUAUUGCACACAAGCCCAGAUAUUUCAUUAUCUUAUGGGAUGAAAUUGGGGCACUUAGCUGGAUAUUCAUGCACUGCCUGUACUUCUGCCCGUUUAUGAGUACAAUUGUGAACUUCUACUGAGAAAGCAUGAAAUUCUCCACUCUGUACUGGUGUUAACUUAGAGAGACACUUUUUCUAAGUAACAGCAGAGAUCCUGUCAGAUAACCCAAGUGCUCUGCUUGCUAUGUAGGCCACACUAAAACACAUAAAAGAGCAAUUGAUACAAGAUGGAUGGAUUUAAUUUGCAUUUGUUGCCAAACAUGAUAUAUUUGUUCAAAAAGUCUUUCAAAUCCUUGCAUUUAUUGGCCAAAGUCUGUUAACCCUCCCAUGAAUCAGUGAGGGGCUGCACCACUGAUGUAGAGUUUGCUAUUACUCUAAAUUCCACCACUUCAGGUGAGUGGUCAGUCUUUUUUUUAGUGCUUCCAGGAACAUAAGCAACCACACUUUAAUGACCGUGUCUACAGGAUUUGGGUCAGUUGAUAGUGGGAUAAAAGCAGUGAAUGUCGUUGUGUCUGGUGUAGGCACCAUCAGAAUUCAUGCUGUUGUUUAUUUAUAAUGGUGGAAAAUUAGCACAUGCUGUAUGCACAUUAUCUGAGCACAUCACCGUCCUGGUUUUAUCUCUAAUAAAAAAAAACAGGGAGAACAUGGAAACUCUGUUUUUCAGUAUCUACAGUGUUUUCAUAAUUUUAAGUGUUGUGCCCUGACUCAUGUUUUCUGAAUGAAAGUUACUGGGAAUUAGGCUUUAUUUUUAUCAGUAAAAGUUCUGACAAACGCUUUCUCUAAAAUAGGUUUCCAUGCAAAAUGUAAUUCUAUUCAAUGAAAUUAUGCAAUGCUAUUCAAUACUAAAAUGUCAUCAUUAGCUAAUCAUGUAAGCAGUACAAUUCGUUAUGCAGAAAUGUUGUCUUUGCAAGUAUACAUAUAAAGCUGGGAGGUAACCAAAAUCAGGUGCUUUAAAAUUUUCUCCAAGAUUUGUGAACAAUUUAUUUAUACUGCAAUUUAUCAUACAUUAGCUUUUAUGAGGUUUUAUGUGUAUUUGGAAAAGGCUAAGGGCAUGGAUUGCUAUUUAUUCUGUACUAUACAAACAAUGAGUUGAUGCAUACUGUCAACAUUCACA